GGGAGCGGAGCCGGGACGGGGGAGAGGGAGCGCGGCAGCGACACAGACAGGGAGAGCUCCAUCCCUCCGCGGGCACGGCUGGAGGGUGUCCCGGCUCUUCCAGAAACCCCCUCCGGUGUUGGAGCUUUGGGCACUUUGCGGCUCAGAAAGGAGAUUUAACCCCUGAAACCGAGCGGCCAGUGUGUCCUUGGGAAGACAAAUCCCUGCUCAGAGGAGCUGCCUUGGCAAGGGCCAGGGCUGGCCGGGCCGCAGUGGUCUGGAGCCUGAGGGAUCUCCCUGGCAGUGCACACGGGCAGAGCAGGAAUGUACCCAACAGCAGGGAGAGCACCAAUUAAUGACUGGUAACGCUAAUUACUGUAACAAGGCCUGGACACACUGAGAGCUCGCUGGCCGCUCGGUUUCAGGGGUUAAAUCUCCUUUCCUGAGCCCCAAAGUGCCCAAAGCUCCAACACCAAGGAGCACUCCUCGCUAGGGGAGUGGUGGCACCCCUCCAGCUGUGCAGUUCUGCAUGCUGGCAGCACUCAGAGCACCAGGAAUGCUGCCCGAGGUGGACACAGGCUCCAGGGAUGGCAGAGAGGGGCAGCACCACUUCUGCCAUGGACCAGCAGCCUGCUGUCCCAGCAUGACAGAGCAUGUCCCUGAGGCACAGAACUUCCAGCCCCAGCAGAAGACACGAGGGAGGAGGUCAGGACCUGUGGAGCUCCUAGGCUGGGCAGAAGGCACACUGUGAAAGGUAAAUGGGAGAUUUGGAGACUAGCUUAAACCAUACGCGAAAAUCAUGUAGAAUAGAGCAAAUGGUAGCAAAAUGGCUUCAUCGCCCUCGGGACAGCGCACCCAGGAGCAGCGUGCCCGUGAUGGACAGCGCCGGGGACAGCGCGGCCCAGCCCCCCAGCCGGGUCAAGGUGACCGUCACCGUGUACAAGGACCUGGUCCUGCAGCACUACGGCUUCGAGAUCUGCCCAGGCCUGCCCCUCACCAUUGCAUCCGUCACUGCAGGGAGCACAGCUGAAGGCAAGCUGCAGCCCGGUGACCAGCUGGUGGCCAUCAACUCCAGCUCGGUGGACGGCGUGUCUGUGGAGCGGGCAGCCGGCCUCAUCAGGGACGCUGGCGACGAGCUGGCCCUGACCGUCCUGCGCUGCACGUCCGGUGGCCCCAAGUCGUCGUUCCUCACGGCGGAGAAGAGGGCGAGGCUGAAAACGAACCCCGUCAAAGUGCGGUUUGCGGAGGAGGUGCUGCUGAACGGGCACUCGCAGGGGAGCUCGCUCCUGUUCAUGCCCAAUGUCCUCAAGGUGUACCUGGAGAACGGACAGACAAAGGCGUUCAGGUUUGAGAGGAGCACCACUGUGAAGGACAUCGUGCUGACCCUGCAGGAGAAGCUGUCCAUCCGCAGCAUCGCCCACUUCGCCCUGGUGCUGGAGGAGCAGUACAACCUGGCCAAGAUCCACCUGCUGCACGAGGAGGAGCUCAUUGCACAGGUGGUCCAGAAGAGAGACUCUCAUGACUACCGCUGCCUCUUCAGAGUGUGCUUUGUCCCCAAGGACCCCUUGGACCUCCUGCAGGCAGACCCGGUGGCCUUUGAAUAUCUGUACCUGCAGAGCUGCAGCGAUGUGCUCCAGGAGAGGUUUGCAGUGGAGAUGAAGUGCAGCGUGGCGCUGCGCCUGGCUGCUCUGCACAUCCAGGAGAGGAUCUACGCCUGCGCCCAGCCACAGAAAGUGUCCCUGAAGUACAUCGAGAGGGACUGGGGCAUCGAGAACUUCAUCUCCCCCACCUUGCUCCGGAACAUGAGAGGGAAGGACAUCAAGAAAGCCAUCAGCUACCACCUGAAGAGGAACCAGGUGCUGCUGGACCCUCGGCAGAAGCACACGCUCACGGCAGCCCAGGUGCGCCUGAGCUACCUGCAGAUCCUGGGAGAGCUCAAGAUGUACAGCGGGAAGAUCUUCAACGCCACCAUGAUGCUGCAGGACAGGGAGUCCUACGUGGCACUGCUGGUGGGGGCCAAGCACGGCGUGAGCCAGAUCAUCAACAGCAAGCUCAACAUCGUCAGCAGCCUGGCCGAGUUCCCCAGCAUCAGCAGGGUGGAGCUGAGCGAGGAGUCCGAGCGGGUCAGCACCGUCAAGAUCUACCUGCAGGACCUGAAGGUGCUCACUCUGCUGCUGGAAUCAAACAGCGCCAAGGACCUCGUCUGCCUCAUCGCCGGGUACUACAGACUCUUCGUGGAUGCCAACAGCCCCGUAUUUACCUGGGGAGAGAAAAAACAGCCACUGCACCGUGUGUCGGCUGAAGAAGGCUACGAAUCGCGAGCCUGCAGCGACUCCGAGGAUUCCGGGGACUCCUGCAGGAGCGGCCGUGCGGAGGGGCAGGGCGAGCCCGGCAGCCCCGGGGCGAGCAGCGCCCAGCCCCAGCCUGGAGGGGAUGACCCUGGGCACCGGGGGGACCCUCGGCACCGCGGGGACACCGCCACCGACAGCGCCUCGGAGGCGUCGGACUCGGCCAACACCGAGAGCCGCGGCUUCAAGACGAGCGGCUCCAGCGACUCCGUGGAUGCGCUGGAGGAGGACGAGCUGGAAGCGUGCUCUUCCUCCCGGCCGGAGCUGUUCCACUUCUACACGCCCACCGUGCAGGAGAUGAGCAGCUCGGACAGCAGCUUCGUGCCGGUGUGCGCGGCCGGCAGCCCCGGCGGGGCGGGAGCCGGCGAUUAUUUCUGCUUCCUGCAGGUGCCAGCGGCAGAGCCCGGGGUCGGUCCGGCAGGGCAGGGCGAGCCCGAGCCCGCUCUGCAGCCCAGGCUGUCCGGGCUGGCCACCCCGGGCUGCCACAGCCACGGCGAGCUGGUGCUGCGGCCGCCGCCGGGCUUCGGGGACUCCAGCUCCGAGGAGGAGUUCUACGAUGCUGCGGACAGGCUCAGCCCUCCGGACACGCUGGCAGCAGGCUGUGAUACAGCACCCUGGGAGGGUGCAGAGAGCUCCUCCUGCAUCCCCAAGAGGCUGAGGUGCUACAGCCUGGGGGAGAACCCGUCCGUGAGGGAGAAGCAGGAGCAGGAGCUGACCUACACCAAGAGCCUGAGGAAGAGGAGGUCUUUCCUGGAAACUGAUUACACCUCACAGGUCAGUUUCCCUGCAGCUGCUCCGGGCUCUCCACAGCGCUGCUGCUCCUGGCUGCCCGCUCAGCCCUCUGCAGAGGACACAGGGAAGGACACGGAGGUGGCCACAGGAGCCGUGGCCAGCCAGGGACAGAGGGACACUGCUGGCACAGAGCCCUGCUCUGACGUGAUGGACACGGAGCCUGACACUACAGAGACAAAGCCAGUGCUGCAACAGCUGGUUCCCUCCAUUUCGGACGUUCCCCACGCCGGUGACCACAGUGGGGAGCAGGACAGCAGCCCCCAGCCCCAGCACCCCCCCAGAGGGCAGAGUGGGGCUGCCCAGGAAGAUCCCGGGUGUCCGAGAGGGGAGAAGAGCUGUGCACCCAGCGGGGGCUGCCCGGCCCAGGGGGCUCAGGAGGAGGGGGCUGAGCUGGUGGCCACCCAGCACCAGGCCAGCGUUGUGCCCUCUGCUGUGGCCAGCCCCUCUGACGAGCUGCCACCAGCUGCUGGCCCCAGCGUGGUGCGGGAGGGGCUGCUGCCUGCGAGCCUGGAGCCUUCCCGGGCUGCCUGUCCGGAGAGCCGAGGUGCUCAGAGCUGGGUCAGUGGCAGCGCUGAUGGUCAGUGCUGUUCUGAUGGUCAGCGCUGUGCUGAUGGUCAGCACUGUGCCCACAGCAGCACCCAGGGCGCCGUGUCCCCGGCCAGCAGCCCCCAGGUGCUGAGUGGGGAGACCCUGAGGAAGGUGCACCCAGGUCACACAGGGCUCCCAGACACAGCCCAGCUCCUGGCAGGCUGCAGCAGUGCCCCGGGGGUUCUCACCCGCCUCUCCUGGCUCUCUUUCGGGGUGAGGACAGAGCCUGUGCCCCCCAGCCUGCUGCAGGACGGGCUCCAUGACCCACCCGAGCCUCUGGCCUGCCUGACCACCAGCACCUGCGUGGGUUCCAGUGCUGUUAGAAGGAAGAUGCCAGCAUCCCCUGUUGGAGCAGGGUUUGGCCAGGAGCUGGUGAGCAGCUCAGGGCUGGGGCUGGGUGCAGAGCCCACAGGAGCCGCAGGAAAUGAGGCUCAGCAGGAGCCACAGCCUGCACAGGCUUCUCCUCCCGCAGAACAGGCUGCAGGGCUGGGGAAGGGCUCCUGCCCGGCUCCCUCCGCAGGGAUUCCCAUCUCCCCAGUUCCCUUGGGGCAGGGAGCAGGAGCCUGUGGGGCUGCCAAGCACUCCUCGCAGUGUUUUAACCCCGAGGAGGGUGAGCAGAGCCCCGCAGCCCCGCUGCCAGCCGCAGCCCUGGGCUGCUCCCCGGCACCGGAGCGCUGCGGCUGCCGGCUGCCCUACAUCAGCUGCUUCCCCCAGCCCCAGAGCCAGGGGGAUUGUGAGGCCGGCCCCUCCCAGCUGCCAGGACCCCUCACCACCCCCCCAGCCAGCAGCUGCAGCCUCCCCAGGACCCCUGGGAGCGGCUUCCCAGUCCCCAUGGCCGGGGACGUGGCAGGGCAGGACCCCCACAUCCGAGUGCUGGGGCAGCUGAAGGACCAGGCGUGGAUGAGCCCUGCGGAUUUCUCCCGCUUCCUGGCCUACACCGUGGAGCUCCAGGAGGUUGUAGGGAAGCUCUGUGGGAGCCAGGCAUCCCACCUGCACGACCAGUGUGCAGAGCAGGGCGCAGAGAGCAAGGGUGCGCUGGGCUGGGCGUCCCAGGACCUGCUGUCCAGCUGCCAGGCUCUGCUGAGCACGGAGCAGCCUCUCACAGAGGUGCAGUGCGCUCUGAGAGCCACGUUCGACCGCCUGGUUCACCUGGCAGUGACCUGCUUCCAGGUGACACACUGCCGGCAGUGCAGGCAGAGGCAGCAGGAGCUGGGGGCGGCGCUGGGGGACGUGGUGGGCACCUACCAGCAGCUGGUGCAGGCUCUGCACCAGCAGCUCCACGGGCAGGUCUGCCCGGAGCUGGGCACCAGGCUCCUUGCCCGCCAGCACACGGCCCUAGCAGCUGCCAUCUUCUGUCUCCUGCAGCGGUUCAGGGCAGCCCCCUGGCUGUGACAGGCAGGGUGGGGGCACUGCAGGGCACUGAGGGGGACAGAGCCCAGAUGUGUGCCCUCUGUCCUGCUCAGGCUCUCCCCCAGGCCGUGUUUGGCCCAGCAUGGCCAUGGGAGGAUGUGUUCCCCAAGAGCAGCACUCCAGUGUGUGUCUCUUGCCCUGGGCUGUCCCUUGCCUCCCACAGGCCGUGCAGGUCAGCCUCUCAGUGCUGUCUCAGCUGCCUUUGUCACCUGUGGGGGAAAAGUGGGAGCCUUUCAGCCUGCCUUUCACUCACUGUGCUCUCCAGACACUAAAUGUGAGACCCCAGGUGACCUUCUGCACCUUCUGUGGCCCAGGGAACACAGUGAUCCCACAUUCAGCUGCUUUUCCUUGGCCAGAGAGGGGCAGUGCCACUCUGCUCUGCUGCCGUGUGCUGGGGAGGGACAGGCCCUGGCCAGCUCCCACCCCACCAGGGCUCAGGGCUCUGUGUGUGUGCCAGCAGCAGGGGCGAGCCCUGACACCGUGACGCUGCAGUCAGAGCCAUGCAGGGACUGUCAGAGCUGUGCAGGGACUGUCAGAGCCGUGCAGGGACUGUCAGAGCCGUGCAGGGACUGUCACGGGCUCCCCCAGCCCUGUGCACCCCCAGCAGGGGCUCCCCCUGGCCAGGUGUGAGCUGCAGGGCAGUGUGGCUGUGCCUCCCCUCGGAGGGAGGGGCAGUGCCCCAUUUCAGGGGGGCAGCCUGGGGAUAUUGGGAGUGGCUGCCUUUUCCCAAGGAGCUGCUGCUGCAGCCCAGGGGGUUCUGCCCCAGGCAGCUGAGGGGCACGGAGGGGCUCCCCCCAGGCACUGUGGGGAUUGUCCCCUGGCUCUGGGACACUGAAGGGGAUCACCUCCACUUCCAGCUCGCCAGGAGCCCCCAGGGCGCAGCAGCAGCAACACUGACACACUCAGAGCCCCUGUGGCUUAACCUCAUAACGCCUGCCUUGGGUUAAACCACAGCAGCUCCCCACUCUCCUGCAGACCCGUGCCACACACACUAGCCCCAGGGCUGUGGAAGGGUCCUGCUGGGACAGGAGGAAUGAAAACACAUAACCAGACUUACCUCAGACGACCUUCAGGUCCUGCUGCCACCGGCCAUGAGGCUUCAGGGCCCUUUUGGCAGCCCUGGCUGAGGUAAGGUACGGACUCAGCUGCACCAAACACACUCCCUGCUGUGGCUGUGGCGCUGGCACUGCUCUGAGCAGGGCACAGCCGAGCCCAGGUACCUCCCAGCAGGGACACAGGGGUCAGGGACCUGUGUAUGUCAGUGACGAGGUACUACUCAUCAGUAACUGUAGGUACACAAUGGGGAUCUAAACCUUUUGUUUUGUAUUAGAUGCAUACUACUAGCCAAAGGCUUCAACAACUCCCCACGUCCUCACUGGGUUUAAGUUGUUGGGACAUAAUCCUUGGAGCUGCUUCCCCAUCCCACAUUCUCCUGCAGCAGCCGCAGUGUCCUGUCCCAUGGUGGGGGGAUUUCCUUGCCCGUGAGCUUUGCAGCCCUAACUUCACCUCACUCUCUGUUUCAAUAAAACGAAGAAAACCC
Messenger RNA from Catharus ustulatus (Swainson's thrush), 6657 nucleotides. RefSeq names its product FERM and PDZ domain containing 1 (gene FRMPD1). NCBI's taxonomy places the organism in Eukaryota, Metazoa, Chordata, Aves, Passeriformes, Turdidae. The transcript is spliced from 17 exons. Gene Ontology annotation, cellular component: cytoskeleton. Gene Ontology annotation, molecular function: protein binding. Bases 738 to 5099 code for a protein of 1453 amino acids. The record is from RefSeq and is a predicted model, not a curated record.